Myotis davidii is the source of this 3008-nucleotide messenger RNA. It is a transcript of the gene PKN1, whose product is annotated as protein kinase N1. The transcript has 20 exons. Lineage: Eukaryota; Metazoa; Chordata; Mammalia; Chiroptera; Vespertilionidae. Gene Ontology annotation, molecular function: protein serine/threonine kinase activity; ATP binding; small GTPase binding. The coding region runs from base 58 to 2931 and encodes 957 amino acids. The record is from RefSeq and is a predicted model, not a curated record. Gene Ontology annotation, biological process: signal transduction; protein phosphorylation.
AGGCCCUGGUAGGGCUGAGGUUCAGGAAGAGGGCAGGGCCCUCAGCCGGGACCCAGGAUGGCGGAGGCUGAUCCACCUUUGGACCAGGAGCUGGAGAGUGAGCCCCGCAGCUGGUCCCUGCUGGAGCAGCUGGGUCUGGCAGGUGCUGACCUGGCAGCUCCCGGGGUGCAACAGCAGCUGGAACUAGAGCGGGAGCGGCUGCGGCGAGAGAUCCGCAAGGAGCUGAAGCUGAAGGAGGGCGCCGAGAACCUGCGGCGGGCCACCACCGACCUGGGUCGCAGCCUGGGGCCCGUGGAGCUGCUGCUGCGAGGCUCCUCCCGCAGGCUUGACCUGCUGCACCAGCAGCUGCAGGAGCUGCACGCCCACGUGGUGCUGCCUGACCCUGCGGCUGCCACCCAUGAUGCCCCCCUGUCCCCUGGUGAGGGUGGCCCGGCCUGCUCAGCCGCCAACCUGAGCCGCGUGGCUGGUCUGGAGAAGCAGCUGGCCAUCGAGCUGAAGGUGAAGCAGGGGGCAGAAAACAUGAUCCAGACAUACAGCAACGGCAGCACCAAGGACCGGAAGCUGCUGUUGACGGCCCAGCAGAUGCUACAGGACAGUAAGACCAAAAUUGACAUCAUCCGCAUGCAGCUCCGCCGGGCGCUGCAGGCCUGCCAGCUGGAGAGCCAGGCAGCCCCAGAUGAGGCCCAAGGGGGUCCGGACCUGGGGGCGGUGGAGCUGCGCAUUGAGGAGCUGCGGCACCACUUCCGAGUUGAGCACGCAGUGGCCGAGGGCGCCAAGAAUGUGCUGCGCCUGCUCAGCGCCGCCAAGGCCCCUGACCGCAAGGCACUCAGCGAGGCCCAGGAGAAGCUGACCGAGUCCAACCAGAAGCUGGGGCUUCUUCGAGAGGCGCUGGAGCGGCGACUUGGGGAGCUGCCCACUGACCACCCCAAGGGGCAGCUGCUGCGCGAGGAGCUCGUUGCAGCCUCAUCCGCAGCCUUCAGUGCCCGCCUGGCCGGGCCCUUCCCUGCCAUGCACUAUAGCACCUUAUGCAAGCCCUCACCGCUCACAGGGACCCUGGAGGUGCGUGUGGUGGGCUGCAGGGACCUUCCAGAGACCAUCCCCUGGAACCCUUCACCCUCAACGGGAGGGCCUGGGCCCCCGGACAGCCGCACCCCCUUCCUGAGCCGGCCAGCUCGCGGCCUUUACAGCCGAAGUGGAAGCCUUAGUGGCCGGAGCAGCCUCAAAGCCGAAGCCGAGAACACCAGUGAAGUCAGUACUGUGCUCAAGCUGGAUAAUACAGUGGUGGGACAGACAUCCUGGAAGCCAUGUGGUCCCAACGCCUGGGACCAGAGCUUCACCCUGGAGCUAGAGAGGGCACGGGAACUGGAAUUGGCUGUGUUCUGGCGGGACCAGCGGGGCCUGUGUGCCCUCAAAUUCCUGAAGUUGGAGGAUUUCUUGGACAAUGAGAGGCAUGAGGUCCAGCUGGACAUGGAACCCCAGGGCUGCCUGGUGGCUGAGGUCACCUUCCGCAACCCUGUCAUUGAGAGGAUACCCCGGCUUCGACGGCAGAAGAAAAUCUUCUCCAAGCAGCAAGGGAAGGCGUUCCAGCGUGCUAGGCAGAUGAACAUCGACGUCGCCACCUGGGUGCGGCUGCUUCGAAGGUUCAUUCCCAGUGCCACGGCCACGGGCACCUUCAGCCCGGGGUCUUCUCCCGCACCCGAGACCCGAUCCACAGGCGACAUAUCCGUGGAGAAGCUUAACCUCGGGGCAGAUUUGGACAACUCCCCCCAGAAGAGCCCUCUGGGUUUUCCUUCCAGCCCAUCAAGUCUGGUAACAUCACAUCCUGUUCACUGCAGCAGCUUUGUGAGGGCAAAAGAGUGGAAACAACUUCAGGGUCCCUCCAUGGAUGACAGAUGGAUUCUAGGAGCCUGUUUAGCUGACAAGGCUGCCGAGGUUCAGAGAUAUGAAGCAAUUUGCCCAAGGUUGCACAGCCAUAAGAGGCCUUCAACAAAUAGCCAAUGUUUGAGGUCUCUAGGGAGUGUGAGAGUUGGGGGUAGGGAGCUACUAUGCUCUCUGACCCCUGUCCCCACCCUGUCCAGCCUGAUGUGUGAGAAGCGGAUCUUGGCAGCGGUGACCAGCGCAGGACACCCCUUCCUGGUGAACCUGUUUGGCUGUUUCCAGACACCGGAGCACGUGUGCUUUGUGAUGGAAUACUCGGCUGGUGGGGACCUGAUGCUGCACAUCCACAGUGACGUCUUCUCCGAACCCCGAGCUAUCUUCUAUUCAGCCUGCGUGGUGCUGGGACUGCAGUUUCUCCACGAACACAAGAUUGUCUACAGGGACCUGAAGUUGGACAAUCUGCUCCUGGACACGGAGGGCUAUGUCAAGAUUGCAGACUUUGGCCUCUGCAAGGAGGGGAUGGGCUAUGGGGACCGGACCAGCACAUUCUGUGGAACCCCGGAGUUCCUGGCCCCCGAGGUGCUGACAGACACGUCGUACACGCGGGCGGUGGACUGGUGGGGGCUGGGCGUGCUGCUCUAUGAGAUGCUGGUUGGUGAGUCCCCGUUUCCAGGGGACGAUGAGGAAGAAGUAUUUGACAGCAUCGUCAACGAUGAGGUUCGCUACCCCCGAUUCCUGUCAGCUGAAGCCAUCGGCAUCAUGCGUAGGCUUCUGCGGAGGAAUCCGGAACGGAGGCUGGGAUCCAGCGAGAGGGAUGCGGAGGAUGUGAAGAAACAGCCCUUCUUCAGGACCCUGGGCUGGGACGCCCUGCUGGCCCGGCGCCUGCCGCCGCCCUUCGUGCCCACGCUGUCAGGCCGCACAGAUGUCAGCAACUUUGAUGAGGAGUUCACCGGGGAGGCCCCCACGCUGAGCCCGGCCCGGGACUCGAGGCCCCUCACAGCCGCGGAGCAGGCGGCCUUCCGGGACUUCGACUUCGUGGCCGGGGGCUGUUAGCCUGCUCCCCUGCCCUUGCUCCCUCCCAGCUGUUGUUAGUUUUUAAAAAUGCCUUUGGGGUUUGCCCCCUCCAUGCA